Messenger RNA from Bactrocera neohumeralis, 2435 nucleotides. RefSeq names its product sialin (gene NaPi-T). Gene Ontology annotation, cellular component: plasma membrane. NCBI's taxonomy places the organism in Eukaryota, Metazoa, Arthropoda, Insecta, Diptera, Tephritidae. The coding region runs from base 592 to 2235 and encodes 547 amino acids. Gene Ontology annotation, molecular function: transmembrane transporter activity. The transcript has 7 exons. Gene Ontology annotation, biological process: monoatomic anion transport; transmembrane transport. The record is from RefSeq and is a predicted model, not a curated record.
AGGAUUUUCCUCAUUCUACUUGCACACUUCUCAGUGGCAAGACGUGAUCGUCAACCGAUUCGUAACGUCCGUUAACGACACUGUCGCGGCACAACGCAGCGCGAUUAUUCAAUUCAGGCGCUGACUUUGAUUCUCCAACUUUUUGCGGAUUAUUGGCGCUUCGCGUGUGCAACCUGAUCGUUUAGCGCGUUUUCGUUCGUCUCAUAUGCAUAACAAAGCGUUUUCAGUGUUUUUGCAGUGUGUGUGAAGAUGCGUGUGUUGCGUUCGGCGGUUGCAAUGUUUUGAAAAGGCUUCCCCACACAUCCACACCCAACCACUUAGUCAGUAGUGGAGACGCGUGCCAGCGUUUGGACUUCCUUGUCUAGUGUUCGUUGUUCGGGUGUAUUGAUCGCCCCUCGUUUGAGGUGAUCUCUUACAGUCACUGCACUCAACGCACUUGUGGUAGGCGCGUUGCGGAAGUGCGCAGAAGCACACACGGUAGUCGUACCUAUUAGCCUUAAGAACAUCAAAGUUUUGUGCGCGCAGCUGUUGGCUUAUACUACAUGCACAAGUGAUCUUUUGGUGGACAUUUUUUUGGAAAAACGCGUAAAAAUGGUGGAAGUUCAAGCGCGCACAGUGCUCUGGUAUUUGGUUUUCAUCGGUUUCGCGGUGAAUUACAUGAUUCGCAUCAAUCUAAAUAUAACAAUUGUGGAAAUGAUAGCCAAAAAACCGUUAUUAGCGCCCACAAUCACCACACAAGCGCCGCUCUUAACGAAUUUCACACAAAGCGCAUUCGUCAAUAGCAACAACACCAACAGUAUUCACGCGAAUAUGACUAGCAAUAAUGUAGCAGCGAUCGUGUCUAAUCACAGCUCCGAAGUGUCACUAACGUUGGUGAAAGAGCCGCGCUAUUCGUGGGAGAAGCAGUUUCUCAAUUCAUUGGGGAUACAUUACGAAGCGGAUGGUUUCGGCUGGAAUGAGUAUCAGCAGGGAAUGGUUUUAGGCUCGUUUUAUUGGUUACAUUGGCUCACGCAAAUUCCCGGUGGUAUUUUGGCUAAAAAGUAUGGCACGAAGUUGGUCUUCGGUCUAUCGAAUGCCGUCGGCUGUUGGAUCUGUUUCAUCAUACCAUUAGCCGCCUAUUGGAAUUAUCAGCUGCUCUUAUGGUUGCGUAUACUACAAGGACUCGUAACGGGUUUAUCAUGGCCAGCUAUGCAUCACAUGACCGGCAAAUGGAUACCGCCGAAUGAGCGCAGCAAAUUCGUCACCGCUUACUUGGGCAGUUCGGUAGGUGUCGCUGCAUUCUAUCCCUUAUUUGGUUAUGUUAUGCAUUGGACCUCAUGGGAGUGGGUAUAUCUGAUGUGUGGCGUCAUUGGCACUGUAUGGUGGUGUUGUUGGCUUUACUUUGUCUACAACACACCAGCGGAGCAUCCGCGCAUCAAUAGCUCGGAACUGCGUUAUAUUGAGAAGUCAUUGGGCACUUCGGUGCACCAUGCCAAUCUGCCUCCGACACCAUGGCGGCAUAUACUCACAUCACGAGGUGUCUGGCUGAAUGUGAUCGCACAGUGGGGCGGCAUUUGGGGUCUAUUCACGAUGAUGACACAGGCGCCAACAUACUUUCGUGUUAUACAUCAUUGGAACAUACGCGCGACCGGUUGGCUCUCCGGCUUUCCACAUUUAAUGCGUAUGCUCUUCGCUUUUGUCUUCUCCAUGUUGGCUGACUAUUUGUUGCGUACGGAUAAGAUUAAGCGUACGAACUUGCGAAAAUUGGCAACAGCGAUUUGUUUAAUUGUGAAUGGCAUUAUGGUCUUGUGUCUGGCUUGGUUUGGCUAUAAUGCGAUGGCAGCAAUUGUUUUCCUCACGCUAUCUUUAAUGUUCCACGGCGCAGUUUCAUCGGGUCCUCUAGCCGCCAUUGUCGACAUGUCUCCCAACUAUGCGGGUAUAGUUAUGGGUAUUAGCGGUUCGAUUUCCGUGCUUCCAGGUUUCAUAUCAUCCUAUCUUGUAGGCGUUAUGACGUUGGGCAAUCAAACAAUCGAGGCUUGGCGUAAUGUGUUUCUGCUCUGCGCGGGCAUGUUGAUUGGUUGUGGUGUGCUCUACGUAUUUUUCUCCGAUUCAACGCUGCAAGAUUGGAACUCACCGAAACGUGCUUUAGUUAUUGAUCCGAAGGAGUUGGAAUUCUUGCAUACGAAGAUCACAAACGAGAAUGAGAAGCAUAGUAAUAAUGCGGAGAAGAACCCUGACUAUAAAUGUGCGAGUUGAGUGAACUUGGCUGUGCUUGUUUAUGCUUUGUUGAAUUUAUUUAGUUGCAUUUUGUAGUGUUAAGUAAAGUUCUAUGUUGUUAUUGUAUUAUGUUUAGCAUAAGUUGUUAAUUUUAGUAAAAUCUACUCAAAGCUGUUAAUAAUUAUUAAACUUAGUAUUAAGAAAGUCUGAUUAAAAUUCACGAAAGCAAAAACUUCAAA